AUGAUUUUUAGUUCUUGGAAUAUUAGGGGGUUGAAGGGGGUUGGUAAACUAAGUAUGAUUAAGAACUUUCGGAGAAAGUUUAAUGUGCAUAUGCUAGGCUUGAUAGAGACUAAGACAGAGAUGGUGACAAAUUUUGAUAUAGCGCAACUGUGGGAAAAUGGGGCAGUUAAAUGGGAGUUAGUUGGUUCGGUUGGUGCUGCGGGGGGACUGGGCGGAAAAACUCAUUAUGUGGGAAGAGUUGAGCUUCCUAUCUGGGUUAUGCCAAGUACCGUUCUGUUAUAUGGGGAUUUUAACGAGGUAACUCAUGUAGAAGAGAGAAAGGGUGCUACCUCUUUAACAGUGUCCGCAGAAGAGUUUAAAUCGUGGAUACAGGAUAUGGAGUUAGUGGACUUGGCAAUAACUGAUCGCUUAUUCACCUGGUUCAGAGGGCAAUCAUGUAGCCGCAUUGAUAGGGGACUGGUUAGUUUAGAGUGGCUAGAAGAGUUUCCUGAUACAAGACUGAGAGGGGGACCUAGAGGGUUAUCAGACCAUUGCCCAAUGAUCUUGGAGGUUACCCGGAUUAGCGGGGGACCAAGACCGUUUCGGAGCUUGGAUUCGUGGUUUACCCAUGAUGGGUUCUUGAGAAUGGUGAAGGAGGAGUGGAGGAACUUGGGGGAGGGACAGUUCAUUGAUAAACUAAAGGCUCUGACGACUCCGCUGAGCAGAUGGCAUAGAGCCAAUUUUGGGAAUAUGGACCAAAGGAUUACACAGCUGGAGGAUGAAAUUAAGAAAGUAGAUGACAUGGUAAGUACUGGCACGGCUGAUGGGACUAUUGAAGCAAGAAGGAGAGCGUUGGUAAACUUCUGUAGAAAAUGGUAUAUCAGGAAGGAGUUUCAUUGGAAGCAAAUGUCCAGAUCGCGGCACGUGAAGGAAAUGGAUAAAAAUACCCGCUACUUCCACAAUCUAGCCUCAGCACGAAGAAGGUCGAAUAUGAUUGAUUCCUUAAUGGUUAAUGGGAGGUUGAUAAGGAACCAGGCGAGGAUCAAGACGGCUAUUCGAGACUUCUAUAAGGGGUUGUACCACCAGGAGACAUCGCCAGUGAUUGGGUUCAGGGACGGGCUUGUAAAGCAGAUCAACGAGAAAGAGGCACUAGAGCUAGAGAUGCUGCCAACUGUUGAAGAAAUAAAGGAGGCAGUGUGGGAUUGUGAGUCAACAAAGGCGCCAGGUAGUGAUGGGUACAACAUGAACUUCAUAAAAAAAUGCUGGGAUGACUUAGGAAGGGAGUUCGCUGAUGCGGUGCUAGGCUUCUUCCUUUCGGCUACACUUCCUAGAGACUCGAAUGUUACGUGGGUUACGCUGGUGCCAAAGUUUACUGGAGCCAGAGAAAUAAAGGAUCUCAGGCCGAUUAGUAUGGUGGUGUGUGUCUAUAAGGUCAUAUCCAAGGUGUUGGUUAGGAGGAUGCGAAAGAAGAUGGGGUUUGGCCAGAGGUGGAGAGGUUGGAUAAAGGAGUGUGUCACCACUGCAUCUAUGCCAUUGCUUGUCAAUGGAUCACCUUCAAAACCUUUCAAAAUAGAACGGGGUCUACGGCAAGGUGACCCGUUGUCCCCAUUUCUGUUCGUGUUAGUUGUGGAUGUUUUGCAUCGAAUGAUUGGAGAGGCGGUGAGGAAUGGCCGUAUAACUCCGUUACUGCUUGGUAGAGAUAAUAUUGAGUUGUCUCACUUGCAGUUUGCAGAUGAUACUAUUCUUUUCUGUCCGCCUGAUGAGGGGACCAUCAGGAAUUAUCAUCGGCUACUCAGAUGCUUCGAGCUCAUGUCGGGAUUGGCCAUUAAUUUUGAAAAGUCCAGCCUUAUACCGGUCAGCUGUGAGAGGAUGUGGGUCCGGAGGAUGUGUCGGUUAUUGGGUUGUAAAGAGGCUUCAUUACCAGUCAGAUAUCUGGGCAUUCCCCUGGGAGCAAAUCCGAGACUGGUUAAGACAUGGAAACCGGUGAUUGAUAAGGUGGAAGACAAACUGAGUUUGUGGAAAGCAAAAACCCUUAACAAAGCAGGUAAGCUGGUCCUAAUUAAGGUGGUUCUUAGUAGCUUGCCGAUUUACUACCUCAGUUUAUAUAAGAUGCCAAAGACAGUGGCAGAGAAGCUGAUUUCCCUGCAACGACGGUUCCUGUGGAGUACUGAGGAUGGGAGAUACGGGGUACCGCUCGUGAAGUGGGAAGUGGUUAUGGCUCCAAAGAAGGCAGGUGGGUUGGGAGUUGGGGAUGCGGUGAUUCGAAAUACUGCAUUGCUGUUUAAGUGGUGGUGGAGGUUCUCAAAAGAAGACUGUCCCUUAUGGAAGAAAGUGGUGUGCUCUUGUAAUAAUAUGCAUCCUGCAAGAAUGGUGGGAGGACAGCCUACUCCCAUGCGAGGGGUUCCUUGGAAGGAUAUAUGCCAGCUACAAGUUAGUAAGCCGGGGCUGAGAGAUCAAAUGAUCAGUGGGUUGUCGAUGGAGUUAGGGAAUGGCAGAACAAUCCGAUUCUGGGAGGAUAGAUGGCUACCGGCUGGAUGGAGGAGAGAGUUGUUCCAGUGGGAGUUGGACUUAGUACACCAGCUUCAUGAGAUCUUACAGUCAUUCAAGCUUACAAAUGGGAGGGAAGAUAGUGUGGUAUGGAAAUUUGAUAAAACAGGUGACUACUCAACAAAAUCCUUUGUGCGAGUGAUGCAGGAGGAAGUCCUACCGGAGGAGGUUACCAGCUAUAGCUUCACUAGUGCUGUUUGGAAAGGAUUUGUCCCCCCGAGGGUUGAACUUCCUUCUUGGUUUGCGUUAGUCGGAAGGGUCAACACAAAGGAUCGACUGUGCAGAUUACGGGUUAUUGACCAGCAGGACAAUAAGUGUCUUCUCUGUGGUAAGCCUGUGGAAACCGCGUAUCAUCUGUUUCUUAGUUGUGAGAUUACAUGGCAGGUGUGGUGUGCUUGGCUAAUGGCCUUUCAACAAAGGUGGAGCUUUCCGGGUACUUUGAAGGAACAUUUUGAGAGUUGGACGAGCUUUCUAGGAAGGAAGGUAGAUAGAAAGAGAUGGUUCACUGGAUUCUUUGCUGUUAUCUGGACAAUUUGGCUAGAAAGGAAUGACAGGCUCUUCCAAAAUAAGAGUUCAAGAGUAGGGGACAUUAUCAACAGAUCGUUUACGUUCUACGAAGAAUGGAGUGGUGCUGAGCCCUUUGGGUGUUGA
Molecule: messenger RNA, 3177 nt
Organism: Arachis ipaensis
Lineage: Eukaryota; Viridiplantae; Streptophyta; Magnoliopsida; Fabales; Fabaceae
Source: RefSeq, a predicted model, not a curated record